Dufourea novaeangliae is the source of this 2656-nucleotide messenger RNA. RefSeq names its product probable glutamine-dependent NAD(+) synthetase (gene Nadsyn). Gene Ontology annotation, cellular component: cytoplasm. The record is from RefSeq and is a predicted model, not a curated record. The transcript is spliced from 13 exons. The coding region runs from base 257 to 2491 and encodes 744 amino acids. Gene Ontology annotation, molecular function: ATP binding; NAD+ synthase (glutamine-hydrolyzing) activity; glutaminase activity. NCBI's taxonomy places the organism in Eukaryota, Metazoa, Arthropoda, Insecta, Hymenoptera, Halictidae. Gene Ontology annotation, biological process: NAD+ biosynthetic process.
GAAAAAUAUCGACGACUGUUUGUGAGGUUAUGUUUCUCUCGGAACGGAGAUUUGUCAAUUCCUGCUAAAGCGCACGUGGACGAAACACGGUUUCCGCGCAUGUCAUUCGAAAGAAUGCGGCAGUAAACAACCAUCUGAAACACGAACGUGACCGAUAGUCGUCUUUUUUUUCGUCGAAGUGGACCACCGGAAAUUCGUAAGCCUAUAUUCGUAACUUCGAGCUUUUCAUCCUUGGUCCGAGUAUUCCAAGAGAACGAUGGGUCGCACGGUGACGGUCGCGGUAUGCACACUGAACCAAUGGGCGAUGGAUUUCGACGGGAAUUCCAGGAGGAUCCUGCAGAGCAUCCAGGAGGCUAAGGACGCUGGCGCUACUUACAGAAGCGGGCCAGAGUUGGAGAUAUGCGGUUACAGCUGCGAGGACCAUUUCUACGAGCCAGAUACUUUGCUCCACAGCUGGGAAGUGCUCGCAACGAUUCUGAAGUCGUCCACUGCCGAGGACAUACUGAUAGACGUCGGUAUGCCGGUUAUGCACAAGAACGUGACGUACAAUUGCAGGAUCGCCUUCCUGAACAGACGAAUUUUGCUCAUCCGACCGAAGAUGCAAUUGUGCGACGACGGGAAUUACAGGGAAUCCAGAUGGUUCUCCAUGUGGACCAAGGAACGCACAGUGGAGGACUACUUCCUGCCGCGAAUGAUAUCUCAAAUAACCGGGCAGACAGUGGUGCCGUUCGGCGACGCCGUGAUAUCUACAAGGGACACGUGCGUGGGCUUCGAGAUCUGCGAGGAGCUCUGGAACCCUAUGAGCAAUCACAUCCCCAUGUGCAUGGACGGUGUCGAGAUUAUCGCGAAUGGCAGUGGAUCGUAUUUUGAGCUUCGAAAGGGAUACGUCACCGUGGACCUCGUGAAAUCCGCUACAUUCAAGUCUGGGGGUUGUUACAUGUUCAGUAAUCUGCGUGGCUGCGAUGGUGGCCGAUUGUAUUUCAACGGUGGAUCCUCCAUCACUCUGAACGGACAGAUCCUGAAUCGUGGGAAGCAGUUCGCUCUGGAUGACGUGGAAGUCGUAGUCGCUACUUUUGAUUUGGAGAAUAUAAGGAGUUACAGGAACAACAUCAGGUCGCGUUCUCACGCGGCUGCCAGAUCGCCGAGUUACCCCCGCGUCAAAGUGGAUUUCGCUCUUACUUCCGACAACUUGAUUUCAAGCCCACCGGACCGACCAAUGGACGUUGACUUGGGCCCCUACGAGACCGAGCACGUAACAGGGAAGCUUGUCUAUCACACGCCGGAAGAGGAGAUAUCUAUGGCGCCUGCCUGUUGGCUUUGGGAUUAUCUCAGGCGUUCCUGUCAGGGUGGAUUCUUCCUACCCUUAAGCGGCGGAGUCGACUCCGCCUCUUCAGCGUGUAUGGUAUACUCCAUGUGCGACAUGAUCGUGGAUUCAGUGAACAAAGGAGACACUCAAGUGCUUUCGGAUAUCAGAAAGAUCGUCGGUGAUUGCGAGUACGUGCCAACGGAUCCGAAGCAACUGUGCAACACCAUUCUCGUCACGUGCUACAUGGGUACUGAAAAUUCAUCGGCCGAGACUAAAGCACGGGCAGCCGAACUGGCCGGUCAAAUCGGCUCUUACCAUCACAGUAUCGUGAUCGACGCGGCGAUCUCUGCUAUUCUGACCAUUUUCCAGCAAGUCACCAAGCUGGCGCCGAGGUUCAAAGUCCAAGGAGGAUCUCCUCGAGAGAAUCUAGCUCUACAAAAUAUACAAGCACGUUUGCGAAUGGUAAUCGCUUACUUGUUUGCCCAACUGAUGCUGUGGGUCAGAGGCCGGCCCGGUGGCCUUCUUGUGCUCGGUAGCAGCAACGUUGACGAAGCGCUUCGAGGCUAUUUCACUAAAUACGAUUGCAGUAGUGCCGACAUCAACCCAAUAGGUGGAAUUGCCAAGAAUGAUCUAAAAUCGUUCCUCGCUUAUUUCAGGCGGAAGCACAGUUUAUCCGCGUUGGACGGAAUUUUGGAUGCCCCGCCGACCGCGGAAUUGGAGCCUCUUCAAGGAGGACAACUCUCUCAGCUGGACGAAGUUGACAUGGGUAUGACGUAUAAGGAACUUGGUACUUUCGGUCGUUUAAGAAAGCAGGACUGUGCAGGCCCGUUCACAAUGUUCUGCAGGUUGGUUCACAUGUGGGAGAAAUGUUCUCCGAAAGAGGUGGCGGACAAGGUGAAACACUUUUACAGGUGUUACGCGAUCAAUCGACACAAAAUGACCAUCUUGACACCGUCCUGUCACGCGGAGACCUACAGUCCUGACGAUAACAGAUUCGACCACCGACCCUUCCUCUAUAAUCACACCUGGAAAUGGCAGUUUAAUGCGAUCGACGAUCAGGUGAAACGUCUUCUCUACGAGGAACCGCGAGCUCGAAAGGACGCUCCGAAGAUACCCGCGAAGCCCAGAUACAUGCCGUUCAGCUCCGUGAUUAGUAAUAAAACACAUCCCGGAGUAGUAGUUUAAACCGUAGCAGUGUAGCUCUCUCUGUCUCUUAUCAUUUUGACAUUGCAGCUGCGCGAGCGUACCGUAACGCGACAUCGAUAGGCGAUCCUACGCGCAACCUAUGGUGCCGUUCCAUUGGCGUUUAUGUUACCGUUAGAGAUCGAUCGUCGAGGAAGCCCGGUUUCC